AUGAAUCAAGUACCUGCGUUUUUUGAUUUUUUAUCAUUAAAAGAUCAGCAAUAUUACAAUAGAUUGCGUGCGGAAUUAUCAAGCGAGAGCCAUAAAUACAAAAAGAACAUGCGAUGCCUUACUUUUCAAACAGAUUUAGAAUCUAUUAAGCGAUAUAUUUAUCAAAACGAUGGAAGUGAAUGGAAGCGAUGCUUAGUAUGCGGCAUUUGUUGGAUAGGAACAAGCAUCGCAAUCAAUACAAGACAAUUACGAUUACUUAUUGAUAAAUGUAAAUCAUCAAUUAAUGGCGCCCUUGCAAAGCUUGGCUAUUCAUCUGAAAUCAUCCGUGGCGAAGGUUCUCCAGAACUAAUUACUUCAAUUCCUUAUCUAAAAUGCAAUUUUGUUGAACAGCGUCAAUGGACUAUACGUAGACGCUCCGCAAUGUCUCCAUUUCCAGUAUACUUAUAUUCUCCAGGCCUUGGAUACCACCUUAUUACACCACAGCCUUCAGUUCAGCAAUCUCAUCCAGCUAAGAUGACAAAGAAGGCCGAACGCGUAGCUACAUUCGGCUUUCCAAAGAAGAUUGAACCAAAUUGCGAAGGUUGCUGUUCCUCUUCUUCAUCUUCUACUUCAGAUGCUCCAUCUUCACCAGAAGAGAAGCCGAUUGAAAAAGAUGAAUUUUUCCUUGAUCCUUGUUGCUGCUGCCCCAUUGAAUGGGAAUCAGUAUCAGUCAAUGAAGAAAUGUCAAAUUGGGGAUAA
This is a messenger RNA of Trichomonas vaginalis G3, 738 nucleotides long. RefSeq names its product transcription-initiator DNA-binding domain ibd family. The record is from RefSeq and is a predicted model, not a curated record. The transcript has a single exon. Lineage: Eukaryota; Parabasalia; Trichomonadida; Trichomonadidae. The coding region runs from base 1 to 738 and encodes 245 amino acids.